UUAUUCCCUUUUAUUUGUUCUUGAAAGAGAAGCUAUGGCUGUUGCCUUUGAUGAAUAUCCACAUAGUAGAAGAAUGGUUAGAAGAAAAGCCAAACUUAUUUGUCAACAAUAUGAACAACGUUGGAAAAGAAAGGAUUCUUUAAGUUCAUAUGAUAGUGCAGCAGAAUUUAAUAUUUCUUCUUCUAAUCAACAAAAUAAAUCAAACGAAUUAAUGGAUAAAAGAGAAGAUGAAGAAGCAGAUGAUGAUUGCUAUUAUUUUAUGGAACAUUCAUCUUCUAGUAUUGAGGCUAAACUUAAUGAAAUUCAGAGAAAUGUUAAUUUAAUAAAUAAAGAAUUGGAAAUUGCUGAAAGGAAUUUUUUGGUUUGGAAAAAUAAUUAUUUUAUUACUAGUAGGGUUGCCAAAAUGGCACGACUCGGACCGAAAAAUCGAGUCAGGCCUAAGAUAUUUGGCCCGAAAAUGACUUAUACCGGUCCGACUCAAAAACGGCAACCCUAA
Messenger RNA from Meloidogyne enterolobii, 496 nucleotides. The record is from the annotation of a GenBank genome assembly. NCBI's taxonomy places the organism in Eukaryota, Metazoa, Nematoda, Chromadorea, Rhabditida, Meloidogynidae.